GAGCAGGCUUGUACAUAAGUUUCCGUUUCCGACGUUUCACUGAAAACUUCCGUCGGUCUUUAACGCGGCCACGAUGGAUAUGGAAUACCUUGACGAUGAUGACGUCAUGUCGGACUACGAUGACGACGAUAACGAUCAGCUGGCGGAUUCCGACGAGGACGAGCUAGACAAAGACGAGGAACGAAUUCAGAAUCCGUCAACAAUUCGCAACCCGGACGGAACUUACCGCUGCCCGUUCUGCCCCGGGCAGAAGAAACAAGAUUAUAGAUUCAACGAAGUCACGAAGCAUGCAGAGGAUCAGGCGAAGGGGUCGUCGAGGAAAGGACCCAAGGAGCGCAGGAGGCACCAGAUGCUGCUGCAGCGGCUGAUGCGGGAGGAUCUGCAGCCUGACAAGCCCGUCCGCGUUAUAAAAGUUGAACCUCGCGAAACACCAAAGAUUGUGGAGGACCGCAUCCUCUGGCCGCCUGUGGCCAUAGUGAAGAACCUGCAGACGGGUCUCACAUAUGAUGCGAACCAGAAGAAAGAGAUUCUGGGCGGCGUCACUCGCGAGCAGAUUGAGAGCACGUUCAAGAGCUAUGGGCCCCGAAAAGUGGAGGUGCUUUAUAACUACAAGGGCCACACGGGGACGGCGCUGAUUCACUUUGAAGAGAACGCCAAGGGCUGGGAGGCGGCUUCGAAGCUGGACAAGACCUAUGCGCAGAGCGAGUUGGGGCGAGAGGGGUAUCUGAAGGGGAGGGGACGGGAGAAGGACGAGUGGUUCGCAUGGGCGGCCAGAGAGAGGGACCUGGAGGCGGAGGGCAAAAAGGGGCCCAUUGGGAGUGCGCUGCACAGGAAACACAAGGGAACGAAGAGCCUGGCGGAGGUGUUGGAGCAGCAAGACGCAGUGAAACGGCAGCAGGAGCGGGAGGAGAAGCGCGUGCAGGAGCGGGCUUUCAUGCGCCUCUCUGAAAAGCUGCAACGCACGGAGGACAAGCUUAAAGAGAUGGAGAAUUCGGCCAUGGCCUUAAGGAGGAAACACGAGGAAGAGUUAGCGGAGGCACACGAGCGCACUCGAGCGAUGAUGGAGAGGAGGAUGAGGAAUCGAAUGAGGGAGGUGGAGCGAAUGGAGAGGGAAAUGGAGGCGCUGCAGCGCCAGCUGGUGGCGAGGAGCGCUAACGAGCAGGAGACGAAGCGGCGGCUGGACGAGUUGACAAGGCAGUUGAGCCAGCAGGAGCAGCAGGGGGAGCUGCAGCAGCAGCAGGCACAGAGGCGAGCGCGGGAAAUGGAGGAGCUGGAGGCGAAAUUCCAGCGGGUGCGGCUGACAUUCGAAGAGAAGCACCGCAUCGAAGUGGAGAUGGAGGAGGCGAAGGGCAGGCAGGGCGGCGAGGGGGGAGGCGAGGCGUCGAAGGAGGCAGAGGAGAGGAUGAGGCAGUUGGAGGAGGAGCUGGAGGGCGCGAAGGACAUGCUGGAUAUGGAGCAAGAGCGGUUCUCCCGGCUGUCCGUGGAUGCGAGGGUGCGCGAUGACGAUGUGUCGCACGCCAGGGCAACAGCCAUGGAGUUCCUGGUAACCCAAGUGAAGCACCUAAAGAAGAUCAGGCUCCCGGCAAUAGUCGACCUGGUGAACUCGCCUCCAGUGCACGUGCAAACCGUGGGGCUGCUGAGCAAGCGAGUGUGGCUCAAGGCGUACAAGGAGAGCAACGAGUGCAGCGAUGACAGGAACCCCAACUGGCAGGCGGAUUUCACCAUGAAGUUUUCAGACUGGGAGGACACCCUCAAGUCUCAUGACUAUUCCUUUUUCCGAGUUGUGGAAACAGUGAAGGGGGCAAAGUGGGUGUUCAACGAUGCGGACGAGCAAGUGGCGGAGGCUAUGGGGAAGAUCAGAAAAGACUUUGGGGCAGCAGGAGUGGCGGAUUUCAAGCGGGCAGCAGCAGAGAUCGAAGAGUACAACGCCAGUGGGCGCUACCCAGUUCGCCUGCUGGUGAGUGCCGAGGGGAACCCAGAGGGGGGUGCUGGAGAAGAGGAGAAUGGUGGAGAAGGGACCAAUGGUGGAGCAGCCACAGAGGGAGCAGCAGGAGCAACUGGAGGAGGAGCAACAGGAGGGGCGGCAGGCGGGGCGGCAGGGGGAGCAUCAGGUGAUGCAGCAGCUGGUGCAAAAGAGGCAGGGGGUGGGGAGGAAGUGAGCGGGGUGAAGCAGGUAGCGAAGAUGGCGUCAGUGGUGGGGUAUCUGGUGGGUCUGCUCAACGUCUUCAUUGCUGCUGCGCCAAAGGCAGAGCCAGGGGAGGGCAGGAAGAAGCGGCGGGUGGAGAAUGGGGCAGGGGCAGGGGGAGGAGGAGGGGCAGGAGGGGAGUUAGGAGAGGAUAGUGCGACAGGGGGUGGAAGGGGAGAGAGCAGUGCAGUGGGAGGGAGAGGGGUGGAAGGGGGGGCGAGGGGAGGAAGAGGGGAGGAGAGCAGUGCUGGCAGCAGGAGGGGAACUGGCAGAGGCAGUGGCACGGGCAGGGGCAGACCAAGGGGGCGAGGGCGGGGGUAGAAGUGGAGGGAGCGGCAAAGGGGAUGGGACAUAGAGGGGAGAAGCUCACUGGUGGCAGCAGGGACGGAACUGGCAACUGCAGUUGCUGGGGUAGCGGCAGUGGCAGGGGUGUGGCAGUGGCAGGGGCAGCAGGGUUGUUCAUGCAACCCUGCUCACGCCGGGCUGGCAUCCUGCUCGUCUAAGCAAGUGUUCAUAAUAUUCUCUUCCACCUAUCCUACUGAUUGUUUGCUAUUACAAACAGUUACGAAGCAUUCAGGCAUUGCAAUCAGGGUUUCCAGCUAGGAUUUUGGCCUGUCUGAGAAUCAGACGGGGUUUCAAAGUUUGGUCUGACCAACAUAUGAAAAAAAUCGACUUGUCUGCCAUUUCAGAUGAAAUUUAGGUACUAUGGUGUGAAUGAUAGAUACAUGUCAUCUACACAAUUUCUACGAGAACUACUGCUAUCGGUACUGCUGCAACUGGUG
Messenger RNA from Closterium sp. NIES-67, 2967 nucleotides. Lineage: Eukaryota; Viridiplantae; Streptophyta; Zygnematophyceae; Desmidiales; Closteriaceae. The record is from the annotation of a GenBank genome assembly.